Messenger RNA from Penicillium subrubescens, 708 nucleotides. RefSeq lists its product as uncharacterized. Lineage: Eukaryota; Fungi; Ascomycota; Eurotiomycetes; Eurotiales; Aspergillaceae. The coding region runs from base 1 to 708 and encodes 235 amino acids. The record is from RefSeq and is a predicted model, not a curated record. The transcript has 2 exons.
AUGUCUCUCCGAUUUACGGGAGCCUUCCCCUCCGAAGAAGAGGCGCGUCAGAAGAGCACACAGGCUGUGGACGAUGACCAAAAUAUAUUUACCUGCAUCGAAGCUCUACUGCGCCAAGAGCAGCAAUCAAAGCACUACCAAGACCAGUUGGAAUUCAAAAUCAAUAGCGAUGUGGUAGAGUUUCAACGCUCCCGUGCCCAUACCCUGCAGUUACAGAGGGUGGUUUGCGGACUCCAGUAUCAAAGAUCGCAGCUCGAGACCUCAUUGGCCCACAUGGCAGAGGCCUGUCGGGUUAUGGCCCGAGAUUUAGGGUUUGAAAAGGAGAAAGUACAGGAACUCGAGUCUCGUCUCGCUCAGGUUCCAAGCAUUGAAUAUCUGCUGCAGCACUUGGCCCCCGGAGAGCGCCAGCGCGAACAGGUCAAUGGUGAAGGGCUGAACGGUCAUCUUUUGCUUGAAAAUCAACACCAACGAGAAUUGAUCUCAAGUCUGGAAUCCAUCGUUCGGGAGCGCGAAGAAGCGAUACGAGAGCUGAAAUCUAGGCCUCUAGAGAUGAUGCAAGAGCUUCGAUUGGCGAGUUUCGGCCAGCAUCACCCAGGUGGAUUAAGUCCAGAUGAGAUGAGCAAGGGUAUGUCGGAACAGUCAAGCGUUGAGAUCAUCACGGAAAGACCUUUGUCCUUUACUCAAGAAGCCAAGGAAUUUUGUACAUAA